AGAAAGUAUAUUAAUUUAAGAAAACUUGCUUAGAUAGAGACCGCAGGGCUUUUUGGCUUUUAGAGAGAGAGAGAGAGAGAGAGAGAGAGAAAGAACCCUAGUUUCCAUAGUCAGUCAGAUUAAGAAGAGGAAGAAGAAGAUGUCCGGGACAACCAACCAGGCGCAGCAAGAGGAGGACAAGAAGCCCAACGAUCAGUCCGCCCAUAUCAAUCUUAAAGUCAAGGGCCAGGAUGGCAAUGAAGUAUUUUUCAGGAUCAAAAGAAGCACCCAACUGAAAAAGCUUAUGAAUGCAUACUGCGAUCGACAAUCUGUGGAGUUCAACUCUAUAGCGUUUUUGUUUGAUGGUCGUCGCCUUCGUGCUGAGCAGACUCCUGAUGAGCUGGAAAUGGAAGAUGGUGAUGAGAUUGAUGCUAUGCUCCACCAGACUGGAGGAGCUUCUCUUAUGUAAUCAUAAAAAUUGUCACUCUAGUAGUACUAUAUAUCGUGAACUACUUCAUGUGGAUUGGGUUAUGAAGGAUUAGGUGUUUAGUUUAUCUUUUUUUAUUUUCUUUUAAGACCUAUUCUAGUUAUCGGCCUCGGACGAAUCGAACUUAUUUUUGCUAUACUUCUUUUCUUGGUCUUUGGAGUAUGAAAGUAUCGGUUUAUGCUUAAGAUGGAUGUGUUUGGCCUAUGGCUUGCAAUUUGGUUAGCUUGUGAUUUUCACUGUAGAACAGCAUUGAAACAGUGAAUAAAGAAUUUGAACAGUUAAGGUA
Humulus lupulus (European hop) is the source of this 752-nucleotide messenger RNA. RefSeq names its product small ubiquitin-related modifier 1-like. NCBI's taxonomy places the organism in Eukaryota, Viridiplantae, Streptophyta, Magnoliopsida, Rosales, Cannabaceae. Gene Ontology annotation, biological process: protein sumoylation. Gene Ontology annotation, molecular function: protein tag activity; ubiquitin-like protein ligase binding. The transcript is spliced from 3 exons. Gene Ontology annotation, cellular component: nucleus. Bases 140 to 448 code for a protein of 102 amino acids. The record is from RefSeq and is a predicted model, not a curated record.